Molecule: messenger RNA, 2298 nt
Organism: Wyeomyia smithii (pitcher-plant mosquito)
Lineage: Eukaryota; Metazoa; Arthropoda; Insecta; Diptera; Culicidae
Gene: Rrp1
Product: DNA-(apurinic or apyrimidinic site) endonuclease
Exons: 6
Coding region: 274-2100 (608 amino acids)
Biological process (GO): base-excision repair
Cellular component (GO): nucleus
Molecular function (GO): DNA-(apurinic or apyrimidinic site) endonuclease activity; DNA binding; phosphoric diester hydrolase activity
Source: RefSeq, a predicted model, not a curated record
GUCUGCUUUGUACUGAACGCGCCUUUUCUUUCCACCCGGCAUCUGGUGAGAAGAAGCAACAUAAAAAAUCAGAACAACCAGUAGUCUGCUGCUCCGGUUUUUGAAGUUACCGCCUGUUUUGUGGUGAGGUGCGACGCGCUAUUUUAAUUUUAAGCAUUUUACUAUUGAAACAAGUAUUUCAACAUUAAAAGUGCGAUAAAGUUAUAAAACGACAGUGCUUCGUUGAUUUCUCCAUAAAUAAAAUCAGCGUGCUUCAGAGAAAAGUACUUCACAAUGGAAUCUAAACCCAAAAGAGGUCGUCCGGGAAAAAAAGUUGACGCUGAAGCAGAGGUAAACAGUGUUGUAUCUGAGCCGGCGAAAAAUGGUAAGAAGAAGGCACCAGCUAAGAGUACCAAAGCGACAAAAGAGGUACCGGAGUUGGCCGAGGUAACAGAACAAAUUGUCGAAGAAAAAAAGAAACCAGGACGCAAAGCAAAACCGGUGGUUCAAAACGAAGUUGAUCCUUUGGAAACGCCAGAAGAACCCGUCAAAGGUCGAAAGGGACGUAAACCAGCAGCUGCAAAGGAAGAUUCAUCAGCUGUAGAAGAACCUCCUGUGAAAAAAGGACGUGGUAAAAAAGCUGCUCCUGAGGAUAAAAGUCCCGAACAAGCUGAAGUGCCGUCAUCGCCACUGAAAAAAGGAAAAGCUCUACUGGAAAACGGAAAUACAUCACCACCUAAAGCAAAAGGACGAGGUAAAGCUGCAAAAGAGACCGCCGAACCGGAAGUCGCAGUGCCGGCCAAACGUGGACGAGGCAAAGGGAAAGCAGAACCCAAUGAACAAGCAGAAGAACUAGAACAAUCCCCUCCAAAAAAAUCUAAAUUUGAUUCACCUCCUAAAAAAACCAGCCCCAAAAAGACGGUACAAGAAACACUUAACACCGAAUUGAAAGAAUCAUCUACGGCUGCCAAAGCGUCAGGUCGAGGACGCAAGAAGGCAAUCUCCACCGAAGAAAAACCUACGUCGCCCGUCAAAUCGCCAUCAGCACCGGCAAAACGAGGACGUGGUAGAAAGGCAGCAGCUGAGGGUACAGCCGUGAAAAAAGUUUCUAAAAAAGCAUCGUUGAAAGCAAAACAGACAGAUGAUAAUGAUGAUCUUUCACCGACCAAUGGAGUAACUCAACGCAGGAAGAAAAAGGAAGUGCUCCAACAUAACGGCGAUGACCACGAUGAUGAUUCAGCCGAACCAAAAGCAAAGAAAUCGAAAACUGAGAAGAAACCAGCAGCGCCGAAAAUAAACAAAUCAGAAACUGACUAUGCAAAACUGAACUUCGAAGUGGAAGGAAAUAAAGAGUACAAUUUCAAAAUCUCCAGCUGGAAUGUGGCUGGUCUUCGUGGAUGGAUAGGCAAGGGCGGCUUGGAGUAUUUCGAACAUGAGAAGCCGGAUAUUCUGUGUGUACAGGAAACUAAGUGCUCGGAGGAUCAAUUACCGGAAGAAGCCCGUCACAUCAAGGGCUACCAUCCGUACUGGUUAUGCAAACCAGGAGGUUACGCAGGAGUCGCUAUUUACUCGAAGAAAAUGCCUAUCAAUGUCGCUUAUGGUCUAGGCGACGAAGAACAAGAUGCCGAUGGCCGAUUGCUGACGGCAGAGUAUGAAAAGUUUUAUUUGGUUUGCGUAUAUGUUCCCAACGCAGGACGAAAGUUGGUCACACUGCCGAAGCGUAUGCGAUGGGAUGAAAAGUUUCAUAAGUACCUACAGGAGUUAGAUGCCAAGAAGCCCGUUAUUGUGUGCGGAGACAUGAAUGUCGCUCAUGAAGAAAUUGAUUUAGCUAAUCCAAAAACUAACAAGAAGAAUGCCGGUUUCACUCAGGAAGAAAGAGACGGAAUGAGUAAAUUGUUGUCGCUGGGUUUUGUCGAUACAUUCCGGCAACUUUAUCCGGAACAAAAGAGCGCCUACACUUUUUGGACUUAUAUGGGGAACGCUCGUUCGAAGAAUGUAGGUUGGCGACUGGAUUAUUUCAUUGCAUCUGAACGACUUCAAAAGAAGGUCGUCGAUAACGUGAUGCGCUCGAAAGUUUACGGUAGUGAUCAUUGUCCGAUUACGUUGUUUCUCAAUAUUUAAUCAGGCGGAAUGCUGCGACUAAAAUCUGUAUUAAUAAGUUUUUAUACUCAAAAAUAUACGGUUUAUGUUAUUUUAGGUUUAUUUAAGCUGUUUCCUUUGGACCUGUGCUCAGAGUUAGCAUUUAAAACCGAUUAUUGCGUGGUAUCAUAAUCAAAAAACGAUGAAAUAAAAACAGUUUGUAACAAGUUAACCAGCUUA